UCGCUACAUCACACUUCAUCUUUCUCUCUCUGCAGUCUCCUUUGUCAUUCUAGAAUUUUCCUUUCUUUUCCCCCAUUUUUUCUCGGAACCUCUUCACCAAACACCGUUACAAAAACUUUCCCGAUCUUGCUAAAUCGCGAUUCCAUCGUUGAUUUUUCAGUUCAUUUAGAAGCCUAAAAAUCACUGCGUGAAAUAGUGGUUGAACUUUUUGGAAGAAAAAUCCAGCUGUAUGAACUGGUUCGGAAAUCUGGAUUUAUCGUCAAACUUGAAUUUCAAUCACUUUGUUACUUGUUUGUUGGUUUUUUCCCUUCAUUUUUCUCCCCAGUCUCUCUGUUUCGUCAGCAAUUUCCCUGAACGGUUCUUAAUAGAUUGUAACAGUAAUCUCCAUCCUAAUCCAUGGAGUCAGGAAAUAAGAGUCACCCCAAAUUAACCAGAGCUCUUUGCUAUGGAAAUGUUAGCAGUGAGCAGGAGAGGUCACCAUCUGUUAUUGUCAUUGGUGGUGGCAUGGCUGGGAUUGCUGCUGCACGGGCACUUCAAGAUGCUUCCAUUCAGGUUGUUCUCUUAGAGUCUAGGGAAAGACUUGGUGGCAGAAUUCACACGGAUUACUCAUUUGGUUUUCCUGUUGACCUGGGAGCAUCAUGGUUGCAUGGAGUUUCCAAAGAGAAUCCACUUGCUUCAGUGAUUGGGAGGCUGGGGCUACCCCUUUACCGUACUAGUGGGGAUAACUCCGUGCUCUAUGAUCAUGAUCUGGAAAGUUAUGCACUUUUUGAUAAGGAUGGGAAUCAAGUUCCCCAGGAAUUGGUAACAAAAGUUGGUGAAGUGUUUGAGACAAUUUUACUUGAGACAAAUAAAGUAAGAAAUGAAUUCAAUAUAGACAUGUCCAUACAGCGUGGUCUUUCAAUUGUUUUUGAAAGGAAGCCAGAAUUAAGGUUGGAUGGGCUUGCCCAUAAGGUACUUCAGUGGUAUUUAUGUAGAAUGGAGGGCUGGUUUGCUGCUGAUUCUGAUACAAUUUCACUGAAUGGCUGGGACCAGGAAGUACUUCUCCCCGGUGGUCAUGGCCUUAUGGUCAGGGGCUACUUGCCUGUUAUAAAUACCCUAGCCAAGGGUCUUGAUAUUCGCCUAGGACACAGGGUCACAAAAGUUGUUCGGAGAUAUAACGGAGUAAAAGUGACGGUGGAAAAUGGGAAAACAUUUAUUGCUGAUGCUGCUAUUAUCGCUGUCCCUCUUGGUGUCCUUAAAGCAAACAGGAUAUCAUUUGAGCCAAAGCUCCCAGACUGGAAAGAAGCUGCCAUUGCUGAACUGGGAGUUGGACUUGAGAACAAAAUUAUUCUACAUUUUGAGAAUGUAUUUUGGUCUAAUGUAGAGUUCUUGGGAGUAGUUGCAGAUACAUCUUAUGGAUGUAGCUAUUUCCUCAAUCUCCACAAGGCUGCAAGUCAUCCUGUCCUUGUUUACAUGCCUUCUGGCCGGCUCGCCAAAGACAUUGAAAAAAUGUCUGAUGAAGCAGCUGCUAACUUUGCUUUCACGCAACUCAAGAAGAUCCUUCCCGAGGCUUCUUCACCGAUUCAGUAUCUUGUGUCUCGGUGGGGCUCGGAUAUAAACUCACUGGGUUCAUAUAGCUAUGAUCAAGUAGGGAAACCGCAUGAACUGUAUGAGAGGCUACGAGUUCCAGUAGAUAACCUUUUCUUUGCAGGGGAAGCAACAAGUAUGAGCUAUCCAGGGUCUGUCCAUGGUGCAUAUUCCACUGGAAUGAUGGCAGCUGAAGAUUGCAGGAUGCGUGUACUUGAGCGAUACGGAGAACUGGAUUUGUUUCAGCCAGUAAUGGGAGAGAUGGCUUCCUUGACUAUCCCACUUCAGAUAUCUCGUAUGUAACCACUAUAUCAUCUUUGGUCACCACUCCUAAUGGCAUUAGUCAUUAGUUUCCAAUAGCAAUUAUUGAGGCAUUAGUCUCUAAGUAAAUGUCUGUAAUGCAGUCAUAUCCUGGGUUUUAUGUCCGUAGUUAAUGUUGUGAAAAACUGGUAAUGUAUGAAUAUUUUGUAGAGGCUGAAAAUGGAAGAUGUGCAUCUUCGUUUGAAGAAGCCUAUGUACAUCCACCAAUAUAUUUUCUUAAUAAAGAUGCCUUGUGCAUUUUUCUAGUCUUUCAAA
Lathyrus oleraceus (garden pea) is the source of this 2142-nucleotide messenger RNA. RefSeq names its product polyamine oxidase 2. Bases 397 to 1869 code for a protein of 490 amino acids. NCBI's taxonomy places the organism in Eukaryota, Viridiplantae, Streptophyta, Magnoliopsida, Fabales, Fabaceae. Gene Ontology annotation, biological process: polyamine catabolic process. The transcript has 10 exons. Gene Ontology annotation, cellular component: peroxisome. The record is from RefSeq and is a predicted model, not a curated record. Gene Ontology annotation, molecular function: polyamine oxidase activity.